AUGUCCGAUGCAGGCGUCAAUAAAAUUAUUCAGAAAAUGAAAACAGACCUUGUCAAUAUUGAGAAGAAUCCAGAAGAAUUUCAAAAAAUUCAAUCAGAAAUUCAAAAAAAUGGAGAAAUAAAUUAUGAGUCUGGAAACUGGCCUGAUGAAGUUAACCGCACAACUUUUGUUCCAGUUGUGACUCCAAUAGAAGGUACACCUAUUGAAAUAAAUCCAUUACGCGAAUCUCUUAAAACGGCAACAUACAUUACAAAAACUUUCGAUUCUCCCACAUAUAGAAUUGGCAGGAAAAUACACGAAGCGAUUAUCGCAGAUACUCCCCCUCAAAAUCAAGAAAAUCAGCAAAAAUACAUUCCUCGAAAUUAUCUAGCAUCCAAAUGUCAUCAAAUAAGGCAUGCUGAUAUCCACUAUUGGAGGAAACGAAUCGGCAAAUAUUUGUUUGCGAUAAUAGAUGAUAGAUCGCGAAAAAUAAUAGAUUUUAAUUAA
Trichomonas vaginalis G3 is the source of this 486-nucleotide messenger RNA. RefSeq names its product transposase-related family. The coding region runs from base 1 to 486 and encodes 161 amino acids. Lineage: Eukaryota; Parabasalia; Trichomonadida; Trichomonadidae. The transcript has a single exon. The record is from RefSeq and is a predicted model, not a curated record.